AUGGCGGAGAAAAUCUUUGAAUUAGGAGAUGCGAUUGUGUACUUUGAAAAUUUAUUGAAACUUGCACAGGAACAGGAAGAUAAAGAGGAUGAAAUGCGCGCAUAUUUUGGAUUAGGCGAUGCCUACAAAUCUAACAAUCAGCUUCAAACUUCAAUUCGAUACCAUGAAAAAUCGUUGAAAAUUGCACAGGAAAGGGGAGACAGGGUGAACGAAACUCGCGCUUACCUUGUAUUAGGAGAUACUUAUAAACUGAACAAUCAAAUUCCAGCAGCAAUAGAAUAUUUUGAAAAGUCACUAAGGUCCGCACAGGAACAGGGAGAUAGAGAAUUUGAAACACGUGCAUAUUUUGCAUUAGCGGAAAGCUAUAGAAUAAACAACAAUAUUCAAACUGCAAUUGAUUACUAUGAAAAAGCAUUGGAAAUUACAAAAGAAGAAAACAGCGAGUUUGCAACACUUACAUAUCUCCGCCUAGGAGAAGCUUAUCGAUUGAACAAUCAAAAUCAGACCGCAAUUGAAUAUUAUGAAAAAUCAUUAAAAAUUGCACUGAAACGUGAAGAUAAAGAGCGUCAAGCACAUGCAUAUCUUGGGUUGGGAGUAACUUAUAGAUUGAACAAUCAGAUUCUAACGGCAAUUGAAUAUUAUGAAAAAUUAUGGAAGAUUGCACAGGAACGAGACGACAGCGAGUAUGAAACACGUGCAUAUCUUGGGUUAGGGGAAGCUUAUACAUUGAAUCAUCAGAAUAAAAAAGCAGUUGAGUAUUAUGAGAAAUCAUUAAAAAUUGCGCUAGAGCAAGGCGAUGGAGAGCAUGAAAUGCGGGCAUAUCUUGGGUUGGGAUUAGCUUAUAGAUCGAACGAUCAAAUUCAAACGGCAAUUGAGUAUUAUGAAAAAUUAAUCAAAAUUGCCCAGGAACAAGAAGAUAAAGAGCGUAUAACAUACGGAUAUUUUCUAUUAGGCGAAGCCUACAGACUGAACAAUCAGUCACAAAAGGCAAUUGAAUACUAUGGAAAAUCUUUGAAAAUUGCACAGGAACGAGAAGACAAAGAGAAUGAAACACGUACAUAUUUUCAGUUGGGAGAUGCUUAUAGAUCGAACAAUGAGAUUGAUAAGGCAAUUGAGUACUAUAAAAAAACGUUGGGAAAUCUACACGGAGGAGAAAAUAGACUGUAUGAAACGCAUGCAAAUCUUGGAUUAGCAGAUGCUUACAAAGUAAACAAUCAGAUUGACAAGGCAAUUGAGUACUAUGAAAUAUCAUUUAGAAUUGCACAGGAACGAGAAGAUAGAGAGAGUGAAACACGUGCAUAUCUUGGGUUAGGAGAUGCUUACAAAGUGAAUAAUCAGAUUGACAAGGCAAUUGAGUACUAUGAAAUAUCAUUUACAAUUGCACAGGCACGAGAAGAUAGAGUGACUGAAAUGCGUGCAUAUCUUGGCUUAGGAGUAGCUUAUACAUCGAAAAAUCAGAAUGAAAAGGCAAUCGAAUACUUUAGAAAAUCAUUGAAAAUUUCACAGGAACGAGAAGAUACUGAGAAUCAAACACGUGCAUAUCUUGGAUUAGGAGUAGCUUAUUCGUUUAACGAUCAGAUGCAAAUGGCAAUUGAAUGUUAUGAAAAAUCACAUGCCUUAGGACGAGAAGAUAGAGAGCGUGAAACAUUUGUGUAUUUUGCAUUAGGAGAAGCGCACAGAUUAAACAAUAACAUUGAACAAGCAAUUGAAUACUAUGAAAAAUCACUAGAGAGUGUACAGGAAGGAAAAGACAAUGAGUAUGAAGCACGUGCCAAUCUUGGCUUAGGAGAUGCUUACAAAGCGGGCAGUCAGAUUCAGAAGGCAAUUGAACACUACGAAAAGUCAAUGAGAAUUGCACAAAAACGAGAAGAUAGAGAAAACGAAACACGUGCUUACAUCGAGUUAUUAGAUGCUCAUAGAUUGAACAAUCAGUUUCAAAGGACUUUUAAAUACCAUGGAAAAUUAUUAUCGAAAAUUACACAGGAUGAAGAAGAUAGCGAGUUUAAAACACGUGCCUGUAUUGGGUUAGAAGAAGCUUAUAGAUCGGGCAAUCAGAUUAAGACGGCAAUUGAGUACUACGAAAAAUCCUUAGCACUCGCCCAAGAACGGGAUGAUAAAGAGCAUCAAACAUGUGCAUAUCUUGCUUUAGGCGAUGCUUAUAAAAUGAAUAAUCAGUUACAAACGGCAAUUGAAUGUUAUGGCAAAUUAUUGAAAAUAGCAAAAGAACGAGAAGAUAGAGAGAAUGAAACACGUGCUUAUCUUGAGUUAGGAGAAGCGCACAGGUUGAAUAAUCAAAUUGAGAAAGCUAUUCACUGCUAUGAAAAAUCGUUGCAAAAUGUACAGGAACAAGAUGACAAAGGGAAUCAAACACGUGCAAAUCUUGGUUUAGGAGAUGCUUACAAAGCAAACAAUCAGUUUCGAAACGCAAUUGAACACUAUGAAAUAUCGUUGAGAAUUGCACAAGAAAGAGAAGAAAGAGAGAAUGAAAUACGUGCAUAUAUUGAGUUAGGAGAUGCCUAUAGAUUGGACAAUCAGAUGGCGAAAACAAUUGAAUACCAUGGAAAAUUAUUAUUGAAAAUUGCACAGGAACGAGGGGACAGAGACUUUGAAAUACGUGCAUGCCUUAGCUUAGGCGAAGCUUAUAAACUAAACAAUCAAAUUCAAAUAGCAAUUGAAUAUUAUGAAAAAUCAUUAAAAAUUGCCCAAGAGCGCGAAAAUGGAGAGCACGAAAUGAGUGGAUACCUUGCACUAGCAGAUGCUUAUAGACUUAACAAUCAGUUACAAAAGGCAAUUGAAUGCUGUGAAAAAUUAUUGAAAAUUGCACAGGAACGACAUGACAAAGAGAAUGAAACACGGGCUUAUCUUGGGUUGGGAGAAGUUUGUAGAUCGACCAAUCAGAUUGAAAAGGCCAUUGAAUAUUUUGAAAAAUCAUUAACAAUUGCCCAGGAACAAAACGAUAGACAAAACGAAAACCAUGCAAAUCUUGGGUUAGGAGAUGCUUACAAAGCAAACAAUCAGAUUCAAAAGGCAAUUGAAUACUAUGAAAAAUCAUUGGAAAUUGUACAAGAACACGAAGAUAGAAAAAAGGAAAUAUGUGCAUAUGUUGAUUUGGAAGAUGCUUAUAGAUUGAACAAUCAGAUUCAAAAGAAAUUUGAAUACCAUGGGAAAUUAUUACUAAAUAUUGCCCAGGAACGAGAAAAUACUGAUGAAGCAAAUUCAUAUCCUGGUUUCGGAGGAGCUGAUACAUCGAGCAACCAGAUUGAAAAGGCACUUGAAUUUCAUGCAGUAUUACUGAAACUCGCAAAAAAACAAGAAGCUAGACAGAAUGAAUCACGUGCAUAUUUUGGAUUAGGGGAAGCUUAUAGAAUCAACAAUCAGAUACAAAUAGCCAUUGGAUACUAUGAAAAAUCGUUGGGAAUUGCACAGGAACAAGAGGACAGAGAGAAUGAAACGCGUUCAUAUCUUCUGUUAGGAGAUGCUCAUCGAUCAAACCAUCAGUUUGAAGAGGCGAUUGCAUAUUAUGAAAAAUCAUUGCGAAUAGCACAGGAACAAGAGGAUAAUGAGAAUGAAACACUUGCAUAUCUCGGGAACGAGAGGACAAACGGAAUGAAACACGUGCAUACCUUGGGUUGGGAUUAG
This is a messenger RNA of Dendronephthya gigantea, 3639 nucleotides long. RefSeq names its product tetratricopeptide repeat protein 28-like. Bases 1 to 3639 code for a protein of 1212 amino acids. Gene Ontology annotation, molecular function: protein binding. The transcript has 2 exons. The record is from RefSeq and is a predicted model, not a curated record. Lineage: Eukaryota; Metazoa; Cnidaria; Anthozoa; Malacalcyonacea; Nephtheidae.